Porites evermanni is the source of this 372-nucleotide messenger RNA. NCBI's taxonomy places the organism in Eukaryota, Metazoa, Cnidaria, Anthozoa, Scleractinia, Poritidae. The record is from the annotation of a GenBank genome assembly.
UUUUCUUUCUCAGCUUCUAGUUACUAUGGCCGGUAUCAAUACUACUUAAAAGACUCAAAAGCGUUUCUGUUUUCACUGGUGAACAAGCCAGGAUGGGCACCUGUCAAACUGCCCCUGAAUGGGAGAGAUUCAUAUAGCUACUCCAUAUACUUUUACUCAUACAGUGGGCCUACAUUCGGACGUGGACGUGACAUUUACAUUUCCAACUACGCGUCGUCCAAUAGCUAUUCUUACAGCAACCUUGGCUAUACUUACAGCCAAUACCUAAGGUACAGAUACGGCUACAGCUUCGCCCAAACAUUCCUGGCAGGAACAUUCAAGUUCACACCAGACGAAGUAGAAACUUUUUACGAAACAACCAAAAUGCAGUGA